AUGACUGCUCGCGAUCAAAUUCGAGCUAUGUUAGAUCAGUUAAUGGGAACUGAUAAUGGUUCAGCUAAAUCAACUAUGUCAUUUGAAGAUCGUCGAGUAUGUCGACCAUUUUUAUUAAAUUGUUGUCCACAUGAAGUACUUACUGGAACUCGUGUUGAUAUGGGUGAAUGUACAAAAGUUCAUGAAUAUGCUUUACGUGCUGAUUAUGAACGAGCAGCAGCUACACGUGAUUUAUAUUAUGAAAUGGAUGCUUUAGAAAUAUUAAAUAAGUUUGUUGCUGAAUGUGAUCGAAAAACUGAACAUGCUAAACGAAAACUUCAUGAAACACAAGAAGAAUUAGGAGAAGAAGCUGCAAGAAAAAUGAAUUCUAUUCAUGAACUUGGCGAACAAAUUGGUACAAAAUUAGCUAGAGCUGAAGAAUUAGGUGCACAAGGUUUAGUUGAAGAAUCAAUGAAAUUAUUAGAAGAAGUUGAAGAAUUAAGAAAAUCUAAAUCAGAAUCAGAACAAGAAUUUCGUUCAACAAUGCCAGCAUCAACAUAUCAACAACAAAAAUUACGUGUAUGUGAAGUUUGUUCAGCUUAUUUAGGCAUACAUGACAAUGAUCGUCGAUUAGCUGAUCAUUUUGGUGGAAAAUUACAUUUGGGUUUUAUACAAAUACGUGAGAAAUUAGCUGAUUUAAAAAAACGUGUUACUGAAUUAAAUGAAAAACAUGAACUUGAUAGAAAAAAUCGUCGAAAUUCACCUGUACCAUCGUCAUCAUCAUCAUCAAGAAAUAAUCGAAGAGACAAUGAUAGAGAUAGAAAUAAUUAUCGUUCAUCAUAUCGCAGUCGAAGUGGUAGUCGAUCAAAAAAAGUUUCGAGUAGAGAUAAGGAACCACGAAGAUCACCAGCAAGAUCAGAUCGUCGUUCAUCAAAAUAUUCGCAUAGUCAUCGUUCAUCACCUUCGCCUUCACAUAGUCGAAGACAUAGUAAACGUUCUCGCUCACGUUCUAAUUCAUCUCGUCGUCAUCGUCGUUCACGUUCUCGUUCUCAUUCUCGAACAUCAUCAUCUCGACAUCAUCGUCAUCGACAUAAUUCAAAAUCACCUGUACAUUCACCAUCGAAUUCGAAACAAAAUGGUAAUGAUGAUAUUCAACGUAACGAUAAACCUAAUAAUGAUGUUUCAUCAAGUCAUAUUAAUGAUAAUAAUGAUCACGAUGAUGAAGAAACAACACGUAUUCUUGAAAAUAUUCAACGAAAGUUCGAUUUUGAAUUUCGUCUUACCUGUUAUUUAAUUCUUUGGUUAUCAUUUACUUUUAUUAUACUUAUUCUUGCUUGGUAUCGGUACGGUUAUAGUAUUAGUCAACAAUUAUCUAAAACAAUAUCAAAUUCUGAAUUACACGGUCGAUCACGAUCGCAUAAUUCAUUGAAUAUAAUACCGACAAAUUCGAUAGGUACCACCGCCGUUGCUCCUUCAAAAAAAUUUGAAUAA
Adineta steineri is the source of this 1470-nucleotide messenger RNA. The record is from the annotation of a GenBank genome assembly. Lineage: Eukaryota; Metazoa; Rotifera; Eurotatoria; Adinetida; Adinetidae.